AUUAUUAUUAUUAUUAUUCAGUUAAUAUCUCUCGAAAUGAGUAGAUUUUGUCAUUGAUAGAAUGGAUUUCAAGGAAUGGCAAAGGGACGUUGUUUUCAGCUGGACGCAAAAAAACUUCUCUUCGUACUCUCUCUGGCAAUGGUUUGCCUCUCGCUGUACACCUUCCUCUCAGAUCCCGGUCACGUAGCGUAUUGGAACGCACAGCCUUCCGUUCAUCCGUUAUCAGUCGCACAGCUCUACCGCAAAAAGAAUGCAUCGGAUGACAUGCCCGCGAACGCCAGCCGUACCGAUAGCUCAGGUACUCCAGAUGCAAUGUCCACCAACGCAACGGACUGGACAGCGACCAAGCGCCUUCCCCAAGCUCUCAUCAUAGGCGUGAAGAAGGGCGGGACACGCGCCCUGCUCGAGUUCCUACGACUUCACCCAGAUGUUCGUGCUGCAGGUUCGGAGCCCCACUUUUUCGACAGACACUACGACCGCGGAUUAGAUUGGUACAGGAGCCUGAUGCCUAAGGCCUUGGAUGGGCAAAUCGUCAUGGAGAAGACGCCCAGGUACUUUGUGUCAGCAGACAGCCCUGCCCGUGUCCACUCCAUGUCUCAUGAGGUAAAGCUCAUUGUAGUGGUGCGGGACCCUAUCACCCGUGCCAUCUCUGACUACGCCCAGAUUGUGUCCAAAACGCCCGGUGUGGCCAGCUUCGAGAGCCUGUCCUUCAGGAACGGGAGCGCCGGCGUGGAGGUGAACUCCCAGUGGAGCCCCCUGUGGAUCGGGCUGUACGCCCAGCACCUGGAGCGCUGGCUGGCCUACUUCCCCUCCGCCCAGCUGUACUUCGUCCACGGCGAACGCCUGGUGACCGACCCGGCGGGGGAGAUGGCGCACGUGCAGGACUUCCUCGGGCUGGAGAGGAUUGUUACGGACAAGCACUUCUACUUCAACCAGACCAAGGGGUUUCCGUGCCUGAAGAAGCCGGAGGGAAGCAGUCAGCCACACUGUUUGGGCAGGACCAAAGGCAGAGCUCACCCCCAGAUCCAGGAAGAGGCCAUGAGGAAGCUUAGUGAAUUUUAUCGGCCCCAUAACGUUAGAUUCUAUGACAUGGUGGGCAAAGACUUUGGUUGGCAGUGAGAAGUCCUUUGCCUGAAAGCAACACUGACAAGCAGAGGGACUGGUAUUCGUGUGUCCAGUAGAGGGCACUAUUUCACCAUUCAUAUAUUUUUUGCUGAUGUUUGCUUUGAACUCUCUUGGCCAAAACUCGUUAACACUCCGGUUCACAGUGAGUGUCCUGGAGGAUCUCUGUUAUGGGAUGACUCGUGUGAGGGAAACAAAAACACAUUUGGCUUGCUGAUCAGCCCGUUUUCCAAUGUAAUAAAUACAAAGCUUUCAUCCUCGGUGAAUUCAUCACUACGCAAUAGGCAUUGGUAAAAUAUAUAUUUUUGCUA
Messenger RNA from Clupea harengus (Atlantic herring), 1433 nucleotides. RefSeq names its product heparan sulfate glucosamine 3-O-sulfotransferase 3B1-like. The record is from RefSeq and is a predicted model, not a curated record. Lineage: Eukaryota; Metazoa; Chordata; Actinopteri; Clupeiformes; Clupeidae. Gene Ontology annotation, molecular function: [heparan sulfate]-glucosamine 3-sulfotransferase activity.